CUUGGCUGUUCCCAUAUUUUUUAUCAACGGUAACCCAAGAAUUGCCAACUGGUGACACAAUAGCUGAUACAUUUUUAGCCUAUUUUACACCUAAAAACGUUAACAUUUUAAUUUGGUGAUUUGUCAUACGUUUCCGUUCCUAGUUUUGUGGCCUGGAGAAUGGCAAUGCGCAUGUGCAGCCCUGGGUUUCCUGACUCGCCGGUUUCCGCCAUUUUCUACCUUUUACCAGAGAAAGAAAUUCACCAGAGUCAGUUUGUACAGCACCAAAGUAAGCAGGGUUUGCACAGUAAUAACAGGCAGGUGUCCCAGAACAUGGAUGACGACAGCUACCCCAAGACCCUCUAUGUAGGUAACCUGUCCAGAGACGUGACAGAAGUCUUAAUCCUUCAGUUGUUUAGUCAGAUUGGACCAUGCAAGAGCUGUAAAAUGAUUACAGAGCAACCAGAUAGCAGAAGGGUCAACGCUUCUGUUGGAUUUUCUGUUUUGCAGCAAACAAGCAAUGAUCCCUAUUGCUUUGUGGAGUUCUACGAACACAGGGAUGCUGCUGCUGCACUGGCAGCAAUGAAUGGCAGAAAGAUAAUGGGAAAGGAAGUCAAGGUAAAUUGGGCAACAACUCCAAGUAGCCAGAAGAAAGACACAUCCAAUCACUUCCAUGUCUUUGUGGGAGAUUUGAGCCCGGAGAUUACUACAGAAGAUAUCAAAGCUGCUUUUGCUCCGUUUGGUAAAAUCUCGGAUGCUCGUGUUGUGAAGGACAUGACAACAGGAAAAUCAAAGGGCUAUGGAUUUGUGUCUUUCUACAACAAACUGGAUGCAGAAAAUGCAAUUGUACACAUGGGUGGACAGUGGUUAGGAGGCCGACAGAUUCGGACUAACUGGGCUACUCGUAAGCCACCCGCACCAAAGAAUGUCCAAGAAAACAGCUCUAAGCAAUUGAGAUUUGAAGAUGUUGUGAAUCAGUCGAGCCCCCAGAAUUGCACAGUCUACUGUGGAGGCAUUCAGUCAGGAUUAACAGAGCAACUUAUGCGUCAAACUUUCUCACCAUUUGGACAAAUAAUGGAAAUCCGAGUUUUCCCUGAAAAAGGGUAUUCAUUUAUCAGGUUUUCCUCGCAUGAAAGUGCAGCCCAUGCCAUUGUUUCAGUUAAUGGGACUAGCAUUGAAGGCCACGUUGUGAAGUGUUAUUGGGGUAAAGAAUCACCCGACAUGGCAAAAAACUUUCCACCGAUGGAGUAUGGCCAGUGGGGCCAGUGGAGUCAGAUGUAUGGAAACCCACAGCAGUAUGGACAGUACAUGGCUAAUGGCUGGCAGAUGCAAUCGUAUGGCAUGUAUGGCCAGGCAUGGAAUCAACAAGGUUUUGGUGUUGAGCAAUCUCAAUCACCAGCCUGGGUGGGAGGUUUCGGGGCUCAGCCAGCACAAGGACAAGGGGCCCCUGCUGUAAUGCCAAACCAAGCGGGCUUUGGGAUGGCAGGUUAUCAGACACAGUAUUUACUACAAAGCCUCCCCUGCACAUCAGCACCCUGAAGUACGAUAAACGCAUCUAGUGUGCAAUGGAUUGACACACUGCUUCUUGGGAUGACAGAUGAUAAAUGACGGAAAGGGACCCAGUGGGCAACAGCCUUAAAGCUGUAGAUAAAGAAUGUGCAAUGUGUGACUGACAUUUGUUGGUUCUGUGUGACAUAAAUUAAACAAUUUAAAAAAAGAAGCCUUGUUUUAAUUUUACAAUAUUAACGCAUCACCCCCCCCCCCUCCCCCUCCCCCUUAAAACUUUUCUUCAUCUGAGUUUCUGAUAAUAAUUAUAAUAAUAAAAUAAAAAAACUUGUAGAGUCACACAAGUUAUGAAAUAUCUUGAGAGCUUGAAAUAUUUUAGUUUUUUUUUUUUUUAUUUUGGUCUUGAAAUAUAUUGCCCACUGUAAAAUAUGAUUUUUCUAUGGCAAUCUUGUUAAACAUGUAAUCUUAAACUGUUCUUUGUGCCAUUUUGUUAAUGGAGAUGCAGUUUUAAACUGCACUAAGCUGUGAUUCUUUUUUUAAACAGUUUGAGGGUGGUUUGCAUGUUUAAAAACAAAACUGUAUAAAUGCUGGGUUGCUUGAGUAAAGUGUAAAUGGCUAAAUCAUGAAGAUGUUUGAAUGAUGAAUAAACUUGAGUUACUGUCUGAAUUUCAUGACUUCAGGUAAAACUCUCAAUAAAUUGAAAUUUGGAACCAAA
Messenger RNA from Acipenser ruthenus (sterlet), 2200 nucleotides. Its product is annotated as nucleolysin TIAR. Bases 160 to 1518 code for a protein of 452 amino acids. The record is from RefSeq and is a predicted model, not a curated record. Gene Ontology annotation, molecular function: DNA binding; RNA binding. NCBI's taxonomy places the organism in Eukaryota, Metazoa, Chordata, Actinopteri, Acipenseriformes, Acipenseridae. The transcript has 13 exons.